Molecule: messenger RNA, 3430 nt
Organism: Labeo rohita (rohu)
Lineage: Eukaryota; Metazoa; Chordata; Actinopteri; Cypriniformes; Cyprinidae
Gene: clpxa
Product: caseinolytic mitochondrial matrix peptidase chaperone subunit Xa
Exons: 14
Coding region: 478-2352 (624 amino acids)
Biological process (GO): proteolysis; protein catabolic process; protein folding
Cellular component (GO): mitochondrial matrix
Molecular function (GO): zinc ion binding; ATP-dependent protein folding chaperone; protein dimerization activity
Source: RefSeq, a predicted model, not a curated record
GUGCAGUGUUUUAGUGGCGAUGUUGGACUUUUUGUUUCCGCCUAUUACUAAAGAUUGAUUCGCUGGCUUUAGUGAUUUAUUGAUUCAUUUGAUUCGCUGCUAAAUUAAUUCAGUUACGCAGGCGAUUCACCUACCAAAUGAUUCGAAUCUUUGCAGAUUGAUUCACCGACACCGAUGAUUCUCGGUCAGAAUGAUUCAGUUACUCAAGAGUGUCAUCAGUUGUUUACUCUUCUCACAGCGUCUAGUUUAGGCAGCACUGUGUUUAGGUCAGCUGCGUACAGCAGCUUCCGACAUAACGUAUAUCGUAUAUUAAUGUGAUUGAUUAUUCAUUUAAUUCACAUUUUGGCUUAAGCCAUUUAUUAUUGUCUGGCCUGUUUUGAAUGGCUUUCAGUGCGUUAGCUUUCAGCUAGCGCUAACCUUCAGCGCUCCUCAAAUUCAACCGAUUCAGUUCGUCAGAAAACACAACAACACUCAAACAUGUCGUGUACGUGUGCUUCAGCAGCGAGACAACUCCUAAAUUCAGCUCAUAAAGGAAUAUCCGGCUCCAGAGUCCAGUUACUGUCACUGAGCCGCCCGGGGACUCUUGAGGUUCGCCUGGCACGCCGUGUCCCCGUGAGGUCAUUCUCCGAGACGGCUGUGUAUUUUGCUUCAAAAGAUGGAAUGAAAGAUGGAGAUGGUGGAAAGAAAUCUGUUGGUGAAGGAAGUGGAAAAAGAACCAGCUCUAGUAAUUCCGGCAAAGGAGGAAGUCAGCUGAGAUGCCCAAAAUGUGGAGAUCCAUGCACACAUGUAGAAACAUUUGUUUCAUCAACUCGCUUUGUGAAAUGUGAAAAAUGCCACCACUUUUUUGUGGUGCUUUCAGAAACUGACACUAAGAAAAGUUUGAGUAAAGACCCAGAGUCUGCAGCAGAAGCUGUGAAGUUGGCUUUCCAGCAGAAACCUCCUCCGCCACCUAAAAAGAUUUAUGCUUAUCUCGAUAAGUAUGUUGUGGGUCAGGAUCAUGCUAAGAAGGUUCUGUCGGUGGCCGUGUACAAUCAUUAUAAACGCAUCUACAACAACAUGCCGGCAGGUUCCAGACAGCAGCAGGUGGAGGUGGAGAAACAGGCCUCCCUCACUCCUCGAGAGCUAGAGCUAAGACGACGGGAGGAUGAAUACAGGUUUACAAAGCUGCUGCAGAUCGCAGGGAUCAGUCCUCAUGGAAACGCUCUGGGCGCCUCCAUGCAGCAGCAGCUGAACCAGCAAGCACCUCCAGAGAAGAGAGGAGGAGAAGUGCUGGACUCCACACACACCGACAUCAAACUAGAGAAGAGCAACAUAGUGCUUCUGGGCCCCACCGGCUCAGGGAAAACACUUCUGGCCCAAACACUGGCCAAAUGCCUGGAUGUUCCCUUUGCAAUCUGUGACUGCACCACCCUCACUCAGGCAGGGUAUGUGGGAGAAGACAUAGAGUCAGUCAUCGCAAAGCUACUGCAGGACGCCAACUACGUGAUCGAGAAAGCUCAACAAGGUAUCGUGUUUUUGGACGAAGUAGACAAGAUAGGUAGCGUUCCUGGGAUCCAUCAGUUAAGAGACGUGGGAGGAGAGGGAGUACAGCAGGGUUUGCUGAAGCUACUGGAAGGCACUAUUGUUAAUGUUCCUGAGAAGAACACAAGGAAGCUGAGAGGUGAAACUGUCCAAGUUGACACCACCAAUAUCCUGUUUGUAGCAUCUGGGGCAUUUAAUGGCCUUGAUCGAAUCAUCAGCAGGAGAAAGAAUGAGAAGUAUCUUGGGUUUGGAACACCGUCUAACAUGGGGAAAGGCCGAAGGGCGGCGGCGGCGGCUGACCUGGCAAACACCACAGGUGGAGAGGUGGACGCGGUAGCUGAGAUCGAGGAGAAGGACCGGCUUCUGAAACACGUGGAGGCCAGAGACCUCAUUGAAUUUGGCAUGAUCCCUGAGUUUGUGGGCCGUCUUCCUGUUGUGGUUCCACUGCACAGCCUAGAUGAAGAGACACUUGUGCGCAUCCUCACAGAGCCACGCAAUGCUGUUGUGCCUCAGUAUCAGGCUCUCUUCAGCAUGGACAAGUGUGAUCUCAACGUGACAACUGAUGCCCUGAGAGCGAUUGCCAGACUGGCUCUGGAACGUAAAACUGGAGCCCGAGGGCUUAGAUCCAUAAUGGAAAAACUGCUGCUAGAUCCCAUGUUUGAGGUGCCACAUUCGGAUAUUGUGGCCGUGGAAGUGAACAAGGAAGUGGUUCAAGGAAAAGCACCACCUCAGUACAUAAGAGCUCCAGCUAAAGACUCCUCUGAGGAGGAGUAUGACUCUGGAAUCGAAGAAGAUAACUGGACAAGACAGGCCGAUGCCGCCAAGAACUAAAAACUACAAACCUGGUUUAUAGUCAAAACAUUUCGUUAGCUGAUUGUUUGCCUCUUUGGUUCUCCUAAGGGUCCAUUUCUCACUGUAUGCUUGAGAUGAUUUAUUACUCGCUUUAGAAAAUCAUAUUGAACUGCUCCACCUCUACCCUCACUACCCCUCAGAAAUGCAAAGUCAACCAAAUUCUCCCCUGACACUUUCCUCGUAAAGAGAUUGUUAACAGUAUGUGAAAUGUAAAGAGAAUUUUAUUUUAUUCUUAUUAACUUGAUAAUGUAAGUGGUUUUAUGAAUUGUUUGAUUGGACACCAAACAGAUGGAAAGCGAGGAGGGCUUGUACCAGUGUAUGUUUGACUUCAGAUUUAUUAUGUUUUUCCUUGCCCUGCUUGGAAUAAAAUGACACAUUUGUGUUAAAUAGAGAUCCUUAUAAAGCUAUAUCUGAUCACUUUCAUAAAAGUCUCCCAGUAUGACUAUGGUAAAUCAAUUUUUGUAGCUGAACCACAUGUAUAAUAAUUAGAACCCCAUCUGAAUAUGUAUUUUAUUAAGGUCUGUUUCAUUUAAUAAGGUCUCUAAGCUAACUUUUUUUUUUUCCUUCAAUCAAUGCUAUGGGAUUUGUAAAUGUCAGUUUUGCUAGUACACUCAAGCUGCUAUCUGCAUUAUGAUAAGGGUAAAAAAAAAAAAAUCAGUAACUGACUGGAAUUGUAAUCUGAUCUGUGUUUUCUGUUGUUAUUCACAAAGUGGCCCAGUGAUGGGAAAUCUAUUCGUAUUGGUCAGAUUAAAACAAAUUGUAUACAAGUAAUUUUGGGGUUUUUUUUGAGAAAGUUGUGCAUCAGUAACUGCGGUAGUUACACAGUGGUGAAUUCCUGGUGUAAUUCAUUUUCAGUCGCUUCACAGAAAUUACUAUUUUUCCUUUCAAAUUGCAUUGUUACAGAAUGUAUGCAAGUUAAAUGCAAAGUGGGAAGGGGUUACUUCAUUUGUAUAGGGAGAGUAGAAACCAUGUAUGUUUUUGAUCCACACCCUUCAAGUCAAAGCAUAGAUGUACAAAACCAAUGUAUGUAGGAAUAAAAUGUAAAUAUUGUCACUGA